AUGGUGAAAGACCUGCAGGAGCUCACCCAGACCACCCAAUCAUCUGACAUGGUAUCUGGCACCUUCCAGCUCACCACUGGACAGGUUUCUGAGAAAAGGAUCUGGUCUGUUGCUUGUUUAUUUUUAUUUAACCUUUAUUUAACCAGGAAGGGCUCAUUGAGAUUUGAAAUCUAUUUUCCAAGAGCGUCCUGGCCAAGAUAGGCACCACCAAUUCAUUACACAAUUACAGACAGACAACAUGAAAAAUUACAAGUAAUCUAGUAAAAACCAUAGAAAUCACAGGAGUAUAACGAAAUCAUAAAACAGCAAAUUAAAAACAUUGACAGGUCAAGGAAUCAGCCUCAAAAUCCUUCAUCAAUGAUUUAAAAACACCAAUCGGGACAAGUUAUUCCAGUUUAAAACAAUUUUCUAAGGCGUUCCAAGCCGAUGGCGCAGAGUACAUAAAAGCCCUUUUACCAAAUUCAGUUCGGACAUUUGGAACAGUUAGCAGGAUAAAGUCCUGCGAACGAAGAGAGUACCCACCACAUUUCUGAAGAAUAAAAAUGGGCAAAUAAAAUGGUAGUAAACCCAAAAUGGCUUUGUAAAUAAAAGUAUACUAGUGAUUGAGCCUACGAGUGACUAGAGAAGGCCAGCCAACACUCGUAUAUAAAGUGCAGUGGUUGUAACAUCUAUCACAGUCCGCAAUGUAAGAUUAAGGAUUUCCUCUGAAAAUAUUUGCAAAGAUCAGACAACACCUUAAUACCUAAAAUCAAGUCCUCAGAAAAGAUCUGAACAACCACUAAUCCCUUGGGAUCCAUGCUGGAGGAUAUUGGCACGGUCCGCUGUAGGAGUGCUGACAGCCAAAAUAAAUUAAAGCCCUCUUCUUCAGGCUCCUCCAUCUCUCCAACACCUACUUCAAAAUCAAGACAGUCAGAAUGGGACUUUACCUUACCCGGUACUCCCAUCCCCACUGAGUUGCCUGCUCAGAGUGACUGCCCCAUUGUAAGAAAUACGAUCAUUUGAGGACUUGUUUCACACAGAGGACUUACUUCCCGCACCCUUUUUGGACAAUGUCAGGCAAGCUGCUGGGGUGAUAGGGGACAAGAUGGUGGAGAACACACAGGAAGAUGGACAGGUUGCUUCUCAUCCUGACGACCUCCGAUCUGCAGUUAGGAAAUUGAGAAGAAGAAUUUCCACUGGGACAAUCCACAUUUUUCAG
Molecule: messenger RNA, 1198 nt
Organism: Coregonus sp. 'balchen'
Lineage: Eukaryota; Metazoa; Chordata; Actinopteri; Salmoniformes; Salmonidae
Source: the annotation of a GenBank genome assembly